Messenger RNA from Populus trichocarpa (black cottonwood), 10657 nucleotides. Its product is annotated as BEACH domain-containing protein B. NCBI's taxonomy places the organism in Eukaryota, Viridiplantae, Streptophyta, Magnoliopsida, Malpighiales, Salicaceae. The record is from RefSeq and is a predicted model, not a curated record. Gene Ontology annotation, molecular function: protein binding. The coding region runs from base 270 to 10076 and encodes 3268 amino acids. The transcript is spliced from 41 exons.
UUCUUUUUUUAAUAAAGCUGCUUCUCCAUGUGAUCACUAUUUUUCUCCGGUUCCUUCCCCUUUGAAAGAGAAAAGAAAAAGAACGAAAGCUGUCAAAAACUCCAAGGUCAGAUCUCGCGAUCAAACCCUAAACCCUAAAAUUGUAUUUUAUAGACCUGCGAUUUAAUCAGAUUCUUGAGCUCGCAAAAAGGAAUGGUCUGGAUUGACCUUCUGUAUCUUUUUAAUGGAAUUGUGAAGUUUUGAUUGUUCCGGUAAGUAUAGUGGGAAGCAUGAACAUUGUUAAGGGUGUGGCUGAUCUCAUUCGAAGGACAUCCAGUGGUCAAACUGGAGAGUCCAUCCAGGGGUCAUCAUCUGGGAGGUUUUCUCCUCCUUCUCCAAAGAUCUGUUUCAGUGAAGUAGGUGACGAGGCGGUUUUACAUACACUCUGGGAGAAAUAUGAGAAUGCUGUUGACAAGGCUGAAAAGAAGAAGCUAUUUCAUGUCUUCCUCAAGCAAUUUUUAAUGGUAUUUGAGAAAUGGGAACCCGCUAAUGCCAGCCAGUUGCCAGAGGCUGCAUUGACAACUGUGCCUCCCGUGGAGUAUCCAUUGCGGGUUGAUGAUAUAAUUGUUGGCUGCUCUGCUGGACACCCUGCAGAAAUCAUUCUUGCAUUGACUGAAGAGAUCACACAGUUAACCUCUCUUGUUUCUGAAUUAAACACCAGUGUGGUGCGCACCAGGGUGGACUCACCAGGGAAUUCGACAAGUUUGAGUAUCACUUCUGAAGGGCUGCCCUUGUUGAAUGCUUUAACAAUAAUUGUUCGUUCAAUGCAUAACUGCAGAGUUUUUGGAUACUAUGGCGGGAUUCAAAAGCUAACUGCAUUAAUGAAAGGGGCUCUUGUACAGCUAAAAUCAAUAACAAGUGAACUAUCUGGCGACGAGAGUCUGUCUAGUAUUUCUCUAGAUAAGACCAGACUUUUGCAACAAAUACUUUUAUAUGUGGUGUCCAUAAUAUGUGGUUAUAUUGAUUUAAAUACAAAUUUAUAUGAGAAAGCACAGUUGUUCAGUAGCCAUGCAGAGUUUUUCACCCCCAGUUGGGGUGCAUCUUCCAAUGAAUCUUCUAGUGGUGUGAAGGUUCCUACUGAAACGAGGCUAUAUUGGCAUCAGAGGGCAGUUGUGUCAGUGAUGGAAGCUGGUGUUCUUAACUGGUUAGUAGAGUUGCUGCGAGUCAUCAGAAGGUUGAGCAUGAAAGAACAAAGGACAGAUUUGUCACUUCAAUAUUUGACUUUGUGGACUCUUCAUCUAGCAUUAUCCAAUAAUCCACGUGGUCAAAAUCAUUUUAAAAGCAUUGGAGGGCUUGAAGUUCUGCUGGAUGGACAAGGACUUCCAUCAAUUAAUGUGCUAUUGUGGAGGAACGCCUCUCAUGUUGGUGAUGAAAGAGGUGAGAAUCCCUUGCUGAAAAUAUUCCAGUUACAUGUACUGUCUUUGACAGUUCUAAGAGAGGCUGUCUUUGGUAAUAUGAACAACCUGCAGUUCCUAUGUGAAAAUGGAAGAAUUCAUAAAUUUGCAAAUAGCUUUUGUUCGCUUUCCUUCUUGCUUCAAGAGUGUGAGCAGAAUACAAAGGAUUUGUCUGUACAGGAUGAUUGCCAAAUUCCUGUUUCUGACUUGGAAAAUGAGAAUCAUGUAAAGAUGGAACGAUCUUUUCCCCUUCCAGCUGAUGCUGCUUAUUCUAAACUUUGGAAUGAAUAUGUUGUCAAAUUGAGUGGGGUGCUGUGUUCUUUCAUUGUUGCUCCUGAAAAUAUUAAACCUCACCAUGUCCAAACAAACACUGGUCGAAUUGGAAUGCCAAUUUCUGCAGCAUAUGGUGAGCUUUCAAUUAAGUGGGUCAUGGGGGUUCUUCUUACAGUCUUUCCAUGCAUCAAGGCUUGUUCAAAUCAAAAGGAGUUGCCUAACCAUUUAAGGGUCUUUGCUAAUGUCCUACAACACUCUGUACUUGAUGCCUUUACGAAGGUUCUUGUUUCAUCACCUGUAUCACUUGAAAUAUUCAGGGAAGAGGGGAUAUGGGACCUUAUCUUCUCUGAGAAUUUUUUCCACUUCGGACCAGAUUCAGAAGAAAUGGCUGGAGAGUGUGGCAGUUACAAUCAAGGGUUCCCAGGACAGCUUGACAGAAACUUGUCCUCUAGUAGCAUUUCCAAUCAAACAAAGAUUAGUAGUUUUGAGAUCCUUCAGAUGGAAGUAAUCUCCUUUGUGGAAUUUGCUGCAACUUGCAAUGGAACUGUGGAUAACUUGCUUGAGGUGUCUGUUUUACUGGAUGCCUUAGAACAAUGUGCAUGUCAUCCUGACAUCGCUGUUGUUCUUGCAAAGAGUCUACUGCAUAUAUUGCAGCUUUUGCCAGAGAAAACGAUUGCCUCCUUCAAGUCUCUAAGUGCAGUUUCUCGGGUCCUCAAAGUUGCAUGUAUUCAAGCCGAAGAGUGUAGAAGGUCUGGAAAUAUGAGCCCUUCUCUUGAGAGUAAAAUACUACCACUUCAUGGUGGUCAGAGACCUAAUUCAGAAAAGAUGGGCCAAAGUUGGUUUACAUGCAUGGAUACAUGCAUGGAGCUCUUCACAAAAUUUUUCUCAAUUGCUGAUGAUGCAGGAAGUUUCGUUUUGUGUGACUGGACUUGCAUUGAUUGUUUGUUUGAUUUAUUUUGGGAAGAAGGCAUGAGAAAUCAUGUGUUUGAGAGCAUCCUUGACCUCAUGAAGUUAGUUCCAUCAUCUCUAGAAGAUCAAAAGGCAAAGUUGCAUUUAUGUUCAAAGUAUUUAGAGACUUUCACUCAAAUAAAGGAAAGGGAGAAAAGUUUUGCAGAGCUGUCUAUCAAUCUAUUGGUUGGAAUGAGAGAGAUGCUCAUGACCAAUCCUGCGUACUACCAAGCCUUGUUUCGUGAUGGCGAAUGCUUUUUGCAUGUUGUCUCAUUACUAAAUGGUAAUCUUGAUGAGGUGUAUGGAGAGAAGUUGGUUCUAAAUGUCCUUCAAACUCUGACCUGCCUCCUAGAAAAUAAUGAUGACUCAAAGGCUUCGUUUAGAGCCUUAGUUGGCAAGGGUUAUCAGACAAUGCAAAGUUUGCUAUUGGACUUUUGUCAAUGGCGUCCAAGUGAAGCACUUUUAAAUGCACUUCUUGAUAUGCUUGUCGAUGGAAAGUUUGAUAUAAAAUCAAGCCCUCUCAUAAAGAAUGAGGAUGUGAUCAUACUUUAUCUCAGUGUUCUACAGAAGAGCAGUGACUCUUUGCGGCACUAUGGUCUCAACAUGUUCCAGCAACUGCUCAGGGAUUCCAUUUCCAACCGAGCCUCAUGUGUCAGAGCAGGAAUGCUUAAUUUUCUUCUUGAUUGGUUUUCUCAAGAAGAUAAUGACAGCACCAUUUUGAAAAUUGCGCAAUUGAUUCAGGUCGUUGGUGGGCAUAGCAUAUCUGGGAAGGAUAUCCGUAAAAUCUUUGCUCUUCUCCGAAGUGAAAAAGUCGGGAUGCGGCAGCAGUACUGCUCACUAUUAUUGACCACUGUUUUGUCAAUGCUCAAUGAGAAGGGCCCAACUGCUUUUUUUGAUUUCAACGGGAAUGAUUCUGGGAUUAUAGUUAAAACACCUGUGCAGUGGCCUCUCAGCAAGGGUUUUUCUUUUUCGUGCUGGCUUAGAGUGGAAAGCUUCCCUAGAAAUGGAACAAUGGGUCUUUUCAGUUUUCUUUCUGAAAAUGGAAAAGGGUGCUUGGCAGCUGUUGGAAAUGAAAGGCUUAUUUAUGAGUCAAUUAAUCUGAAGCAGCAGCGUAUUCAAUUUCACAUUAAUUUAGCCAGUAAGAAAUGGCAUUUUCUUUGCAUAACUCAUAGCAUUGGGCGGGCAUUUUCUGGGGGUAGCCUGUUGAGAUGUUAUGUGAAUGGUGAUCUCGUGGCAUCUGAACGAUGCAGAUAUGCAAAAGUUAAUGAAUUAUUGACGAGCAGUAGUAUUGGCAUGAAAAUUAAUUUGCCUCAUAAUGAAGAAGAAAUUUUUCCGGACUCCAUUCGAGAUUUCUUCUCUUUUCAUGGUCAGAUUGGUCCUGUCUACUUGUUUAGUGAUGCCAUUUCUUCUGAGCAAGUCCAGGGCAUCUAUUCCUUGGGACCAAGCUAUAUGUACUCGUUCCUUGAUAAUGAAGCCACACCUUUUUAUGAUAGCUCAUUGCCCAGUGGAAUUCUUGAUUCUAAAGAUGGUCUGUCAUCAAAAAUUAUCUUUGGACUCAAUGCCCAGGCAAGUGAUGGCAAGAAGCUGUUUAAUGUUUCACUGGUAACAGAUCAUGCAUUAGAUAAGAAGGCAUUUGAAGCAACUGUUAUGGCUGGUACACAGUUAUGUUCACGACGCAUGCUGCAACAGAUAAUUUACUGCGUCGGUGGCGUGUCUGUGUUUUUUCCUCUCAUUUCCCAAUCUGAUAGGUAUGACAAUGAAGAAAGUGGAUCCUUUGAACAUGCAUUGCUUACACCAAUCACAAAAGAACGCCUGACAGCUGAGGUUAUUGAGCUUAUAGCUUCUGUCCUAGAUGAUAAUUUAGCAAAUCAGCAGCAAAUGCAUCUUCUUUCUGGAUUUUCAAUACUGGGAUUUUUAUUGCAAUCAGUUCCACCAGAGCUACUCAAUUUGGAGACCCUUUCAGCUUUGAAACAUCUGUUUAACGUUGCUGCAAAUUGCGGGUUAGCUGAGCUGCUUGUUAAAGAUGCCAUAUCUUGCAUCUUUCUUAAUCCUUUCAUCUGGGUCUACACAGUAUACAAGGUGCAGCGAGAGCUUUACAUGUUUCUCAUCCAGCAAUUUGACAAUGAUCCAAGAUUACUCAAGAGUCUGUGUCAACUACCUCGUGUUAUUGAUAUAAUUCGUCAAUUUUAUUGGGACAACUCAAAAUCUCGGUUUGCUAUUGGAAGCAAGCCUCUUCGGCAUCCCAUUACCAAAGUUAUUAUUGGAGAGAGACCUAAUAGAGAAGAAACUCACAAAAUUCGUCUUCUUUUAUUGAGUCUCGGUGAGAUGAGCCUCAGGCAAUGCAUUGGCACUGCAGACAUAAAGGCAAUAAUAGCCUUCUUUGAAACAAGCCAGGAUAUGGCAUGCAUUGAGGAUGUUCUGCAUAUGGUCAUCCGUGCUCUCUCUCAAAAACAACUGCUUGUUGCUUUCCUUGAACAAGUUAAUCUCAUUGGUGGUUGCCACAUUUUUGUUAAUCUUCUUCAGAGGGAAUAUGAGCCUAUCAGACUUCUCAGCUUGCAGUUUCUGGGAAGACUUUUGGUUGGUUUACAAUCUGAGAGGAAGCCACCAAGACUCUUCAAUCUUUCUGUUGGGAGAUCCAGAUCUGUUUCAGAAAGCCAGAAGAAAGUCAGUUCAAAAAUGCAGCCAGUCUUCUCAGCUAUAUCUGAUAGGUUGUUCAGAUUUCCACUAACAGAUAAUUUGUGUGCAGCCUUGUUUGAUGUUCUUCUUGGUGGUGCUAGUCCCAAACAGGUUUUGCAGAAAUAUAACCAGGUUGACAAGCAGAGAAGCAAAGGAAAUAAUUCUCAUUUUCUUGUUCCUCAAAUCUUGGUUAUCAUAUUCGGAUUCUUGUCUAGCUGUGAGGAUGUAUCCACUAGAACGAAAAUAAUAAGGGAUCUGCUUGAUCUGCUUGAUUCAAAUUCUUCAAACAUUGAAGCUUUGAUGGAAUAUGGAUGGAAUGCAUGGUUAACAGCCACUUUAAAACUUAACGUGAUCAAAGACUAUAUAGUUGAGUCUCAAGACCAAACUCAUAGUGAGAGACUCGAGCAGAAUUUGGUGAGGAGUUUAUUUUGUGUUGUUCUUUGCCACUAUAUGCUUUCAGUAAAAGGUGGCUGGCAACAGUUGGAAGAGACAGUGAAUUUUCUACUCCUGCAAUGUGACCAAGACAGCAUCUCACGUAGAAAGUUGCUUCAUGAUAUCUUUGAGGACCUGAUUCAAAGGCUGGUAGACUUUUCUUUUGAGGAAAAUAUCUUUGCUGCACAACCUUGUCGGGACAAUACAUUAUAUCUUCUACAACUGAUGGAUGAGAUGCUCGUUGCUGAAAUUGAUCAUAAGAUUUUGUUUCCAGAAAACAGCUCUGAAGUGUCGAUUGAUUCUUCAGAACUAGAAAGUCAGAAGAAUUUUAGUUCUGCACUCUCUCAGGUUGUGCAAGGAGAAUUUAAUAAUCAGACAUCUAGAAAUCCGUGGGGUGGCAAGCAUUCAACCACACAUGAAGGUGAAGUAAUCAAUGAUAAGUGGUGGGAUUUGUAUGAAAAUUUGUGGAUUAUUAUCAGCGAGAUCAAUGGCAAAGGGCCAAGCAAGAUGAUGCUUAAAUCAUCAGCAGCAGCAGGACCAUCAUUGGGUCAAAGAGCACGUGGCUUAGUAGAAUCAUUGAAUAUUCCUGCAGCAGAAAUGGCUGCGGUUGUUGUGUCAGGGGGGAUUGGCAAUGCAUUAGCUGGAAAACCAAAUAAAACUGCUGACAAAGCUAUGCUUUUAAGAGGGGAGAGGUGCCCAAGAAUUGUUUUCCGACUUGCUAUUCUGUAUCUUUGCAGAUCUUCCCUAGAAAGAGCAUCUCGGUGUGUGCAACAGGUUAUUGCACUUUUACCUUCUAUUCUGGCUGCCGAUGAUGAGCAAAGUAAGAGCAGGUUGCAGCUUUUCAUCUGGUCUUUGCUUGCUGUAAGGUCUGAAUAUGGGGUGUUAGAUGAUGGUGCUCGUCUUCAUGUUAUAUCUCACCUAAUUCGAGAAACAAUCAACUGUGGUAAAUCGAUGCUGGCUUCUAGCAUUGUGGGUAGAGAUGACUCUUCUGAUACAGGGAGUAACUCAAAAGACACCAGCUCUAUUCACAGUAUAAUUCAAAAGGAUCGAGUGCUUGCAGCGGUUUCUGACGAGGCAAAAUACAUAAAAUCAUCAAUAUCUGACCGCACCAGGCAGUUGGAGGAGCUCCAUGCUAGGAUGGAUGAGAAUUCCACUGUGGAAACUACUAACAAGAAAGCAUUUGAAGAUGAGAUACAAAAUAGUUUGAACUCAAUUGUUGCUUUGGAUGACAGUAGAAGAGCUGCACAGCAGCUUGUGCACGAGGAAGAGGAGCAAAAUGUUGCAGAGAAGUGGAUGCACAUGUUCCGCACAUUGAUUGAUGAGAGAGGUCCGUGGUCAGCUAAUCUUUUUCCAAAUGGUGUUGUAAAGCACUGGAAACUUGACAAGACAGAGGAUGCAUGGAGACGCAGACCCAAGUUAAGACAGAACUAUCACUUUGAUGAGAAGCUAUGUCUUCCUCCUUCAUCCUCUAGCAAUGAGGAUACUCUUCCUGUAAAUGAAACCAAAAAUAGUUUUGUGGGCCAUAUUCCUGAGCAAAUGAAGCAGUUUCUAUUGAAAGGAGUGCGCAGGAUAACUGAUGAGGUGAUUUCAGAAGCUGGUGAAAAUGAUGCUGAAACCAGUGGGCAAACAACACCUAUCCCUGAUGAUCCUUCAGAGAGUCAACGCUUGGAUCUUGUUGGAGACAGUAGCAGUCAGAAUGAAAUUGUACAAGACAAAAGAGAUUCUUCUUCCACUUCACAAGAAACAGAAACUAGUGAGGUUCUCAUGUCUGUUCAAUGUGUACUUGUAACACCAAAAAGAAAACUGGCUGGAAAUUUGGCAGUCAAGAAAAAUUUCUUGCACUUUUUUGGUGAGUUUUUGGUUGAAGGUACUGGAGGAUCAUCUGUAUUCAAAAACUUCCAAGCUUCUAUCAAGUCUGAUGCAAACAAGCUUGAACAGAAACAUAAGUCUCUUAACUGGCCUAUACAUGUCAAUUUUAGCCCUGAGAAGGUGAUUUCUGUUGAUAAUACAGUCUUAGCAAAUGAAAAUGUGCAGCAAAGGCAGUUAAAACAUGUGAGGCGACAUAAAAGAUGGAGUGUUGACAAGAUAAAGGCUGUCCAUUGGAGUCGUUAUCUGCUUAGAUACAGUGCCAUAGAGAUUUUCUUCAGUGACUCUGUUGCUCCUGUCUUCUUGAAUUUCGCAUCACAGAAGGAUGCAAAAGAAGUUGGAACAUUAAUAGUUGCUACUCGAAAUGAAUUCUUGUUUCCGAAAGGAAGUAGUAAGGACAAGAGUGGGACUAUUUCAUUUGUUGAUAGGCAUGUAGCCUUGCGGAUGGCAGAAAUUGCCAGGGAGAAUUGGAGGAGAAGGGAUAUAACGAACUUUGAAUACCUGAUGAUCCUCAACACACUUGCAGGAAGAUCUUACAAUGACUUAACACAGUAUCCUGUCUUCCCUUGGGUUUUGGCAGAUUAUUCCUCUGAGGAUCUUGAUUUUAACAAGGCUUUGACCUUUCGGGAUCUUACUAAACCUGUUGGAGCUCUUGAUGUAAAACGUUUUGAGGUGUUUGAAGACAGGUAUCGCAGCUUCUCUGAUCCUGAUAUACCCAGCUUCUACUAUGGGUCUCAUUAUUCAAGCAUGGGGAUUGUGCUUUAUUACCUUCUUAGGUUAGAGCCAUUCACAUCUCUUCACCGUAAUUUGCAGGGUGGUAAGUUUGAUCAUGCAGAUCGCCUUUUCCAAAGCAUUGAAGGCACAUAUCGAAAUUGUCUUUCUAAUACUAGUGAUGUGAAGGAGUUGAUUCCUGAGUUCUUUUACAUGCCGGAGUUUCUUGUUAAUUCAAAUUCUUAUCAUUUGGGAGUCAAACAGGACGGGGAACCACUAGGGGAUGUUUGCCUCCCUCCCUGGGCCAAGGGUUCACCUGAAUUAUUUAUAAAUAAAAAUCGAGAUGCACUUGAAAGUGAAUAUGUUAGCUCAAAUCUCCAUCACUGGAUUGAUUUGGUGUUUGGUUACAAGCAGCGAGGAAAACCAGCAGUGGAGGCUGCAAAUAUUUUUUAUUAUUUAACUUACGAAGGUGCUGUUGAUCUGGACACUAUGGAAGAUGAGUUGCAGAGAUCAGCAAUUGAAGACCAGAUUGCGAACUUUGGCCAAACUCCAAUUCAGAUUUUCCGCAAGAAACACCCUAGAAGAGGGCCUCCAAUUCCAAUUGCCCGUCCUUUAUACUUCGCACCUGAUUCCAUUAAUUUAUCAUCCAUUGUAUCUAGUACAAGUCAUCCACCUUCAGCUGUAUUAUAUGUUGGUACUUUGGAUUCGAAUAUUGUUCUCGUAAACCAAGGGCUAACUUUGUCAGUUAAGAUGUGGUUGACAACUCAGCUUCAAUCUGGUGGAAAUUUCACUUUCUCUAGCUUCCAGGAACCGCUAUUUGGAGUUGGUUAUGAUGUUCUUUCUGCUCGAAAAAUUGGCAGUCCUUUGGCUGAAAAUGUUGAACUAGGAGCACAAUGCUUUGCAAUAUUGCAAACACCAACCGAGAAUUUUUUAAUCUCAUGUGGUAAUUGGGAAAAUAGUUUCCAAGUCAUUUCUUUAAGUGAUGGAAGAAUGGUGCAGAGCACUCGACAACAUAAAGAUGUGGUCAGCUGUGUGGCAGUGACAGAUGAUGGUUGUUUCCUUGCUACUGGAAGUUACGACACCACAGUCAUGGUUUGGGAGGUUCUUCGUGCCCGAAUUACUGAAAAGAGAGUUCGAAACACUCCGACUGAACUAGCCCGUAAAGAUUAUGUCAUUGCUGAAACUCCCUUUCAUAUUCUCUGUGGUCACGAUGACAUAAUUACAUGUUUAUGUGCUAGUGUGGAGCUUGAUUUAGUUAUUAGUGGUUCAAAGGAUGGAACUUGUGUUUUCCAUACCUUGAGGGAGGGAAAAUAUGUAAGAUCUUUACGCCAUCCAUCUGGCAAUGCAUUGUCAAAACUCGUUGCAUCUCGGCAUGGGCGGGUAGUCCUUUAUGCUGAUGAGGAUCUCAGUUUACAUCUGUAUUCUAUUAACGGAAAGCACCUUGCCUCCUCUGAAUCUAAUGGGCGCCUCAACUGUGUUGAACUUAGCAAAUGUGGUGAGUUCUUGGUUUGUGCAGGUGACCAAGGACAGAUAGUUGUGCGCUCUAUGAACACAUUUGAUAUUGUCAAAAGGUAUAAUGGAGUUGGAAAGAUUAUAACUUGUCUUACAGUAACUGUGGAGGAAUGCUUCAUAGCUGGGACCAAGGAUGGAAGCCUUCUUGUGUACUCCAUAGAAAAUCCUCAACUUCGUAAGACUAGCAUUCCUCGUAUGAAAUCUAAAUCUUCUGUAUCAGGAUAGAUCUAUAAUCAGUGGUCAGAGAUGCAGUUAAACAGCCUCUGCCGAUUGCUGAUAUUAAUUUAGGGAACACAUGCUUAGGAUACUGGAUAUUUGUUCACAUCUGUAAUGGAUGUCAAGACUAAUAGACACAUUCCAUCUGGGCAGGAUCUCAAUCACAUUUCUUGUUCAUGAAGACAGCAAGGAUGUAUGCAGUUAGCAGCUACCAGAUAGGAAGUGGAUUAAUACAUACACAGACCUUGAAUAAUUCAAAUUGACAUAUUGUUCAAAUUCUGUCUGCCAGGAGUAGUCGUCUCAUCUUAUGUAUUAGGAGGCGAGACAGAAUCUGAUUGCUUGCACAUAUGUGUUCGUUAUAUUCUAAUAGGGUUGAAUAGAAUUGUUGUCGAGUAUUAGCAACAGUUGUAUCUCAGCACGUUUUCUUUAGAUCGGCGCGACCUUUGUACAGAUAGGUUUUGUUGAGGUGAAAUUUGUUGCUUGUAUUUUACCAGACACUUGUAAAGUUCAUUGGAGAUGCAAAUAACUACGGGAAAGAUCCAACUCAAGCAACUUAUAAUCUUGCUGGAUCAUUUCUAGUUGUUGUGAUA